UCUUUUGUCUUGAUAGGUGAUUGUCUAUAGACUAUCAAAUCAUUUCGAAGUCUGAAAAUGGCUGCUGUGAAAAUUGGUCGCAGUGCUCUAAGUGGAUUACUUCGAAAAUCCACCACCUUUAAGACGCCGGUAGCAUGCCGGCUUUCAACAGUUGCCCUGCGGCAAAAGUUCAACACAAUUAAUGUUGCCUUUAAGACUUACAGCACUCCGAACCUCCAAAAUGGGGUACAGUCUCAGCGAACACAACCGUUCACUUGUGGUGCUCAGUCGAAGCCCUCGGCACAGGAAAUAGAAGAGCGAGUGAUGAAAGUUUGCAAGUGUUACGACAAACUCAGUUGUGUGAAGCUGAGUGUGGAGAGCCACUUCAUGAAUGACCUCGGUCUGGACUCCCUGGACCAUGUGGAGGUUAUAAUGGCAAUGGAGGAUGAGUUUGGUUUUGAAAUCCCCGAUGGUGAUGCAGAGAGGCUGGUUAGACCCAAAGAUAUUAUCCAAUAUAUUGCUGACAAAGAGGAUGUAUAUGAAUAAAUUGCAGAAAAAAGUAGUUUGUCUAUGAAAUUUAAGGCCAGUUGUGAUUAUUGCCUACUGAUAAUAUGGUUUGAGUUGAGAUAAAUUGUUGUGGUUCUGGAAAACAACUGGCCUGAGAUAUCAAGGCAUUGAACUUAGGAUUUAGUUGAAUUAUUUUACUUGUUAUUCACAUAAGAAUGAACAAUGUAAACACUGCUGAUCGAACAUCCAUCUGAAGAUGUAUAAAGUGUAAAUUCUGUUUUUAUUGAUUAUACGCCUGUUAGAGUAGAUCAUUUGUUUUUCAUUUGGUCUGAUCAAUACCUGAACAAAAUAAAAUUAACUCAGUUAGUCAUGGCACCACUUGUUUCAACAGUUACCUUACAUGAAAAGCAAUUGAUGUCACCGUUUGCCAUUUUUGCUAUUAUUUAUAGUUUGAGAAAGUAUAUAUCCAUAUUGUGAUAUCUAUUAAUCAUGGAAAAUAAAUUAUAAAGAAAGAA
Messenger RNA from Trichoplusia ni (cabbage looper), 1001 nucleotides. It is a transcript of the gene ND-ACP, whose product is annotated as acyl carrier protein, mitochondrial. Gene Ontology annotation, molecular function: acyl carrier activity; acyl binding. NCBI's taxonomy places the organism in Eukaryota, Metazoa, Arthropoda, Insecta, Lepidoptera, Noctuidae. The record is from RefSeq and is a predicted model, not a curated record. Gene Ontology annotation, biological process: fatty acid biosynthetic process. The transcript is spliced from 3 exons. Gene Ontology annotation, cellular component: mitochondrion. Bases 58 to 525 code for a protein of 155 amino acids.